Molecule: messenger RNA, 3144 nt
Organism: Effrenium voratum
Lineage: Eukaryota; Dinophyceae; Suessiales; Symbiodiniaceae
Source: the annotation of a GenBank genome assembly
AUGGGCUCGCGGACGGCAGCAGUCGCUUCCCUCCUUGCGGUGCUCUACAGCGCCGCGCUGGUGCCAUGCAGCGCCAAGACCACGGAGCUGCUGGGUGACUUGAAGAAGGAGGUGAACUCACUGAAGACCAGUGUCGGCAGCCUGACGAGCAGCCUCGAUACUGCCAAGACCAUUGCUGACUACCCAGGCGACAUCAACGACGCCCGGAAAUGCAUGGUGACCCUCUUCCCGGUAUUGACCACCAGCCUGCAGACCAUUGCGGCCAUCCCCUUUCCAGCGCUCCAGACGGGUGCGAACACCGCCAAGACUGCGGUGACCGCAGGGAAGUCGGUUUUUGAAACGGCCACUUCCGCAAUUCCAACUGUAGCGCAGGCUUCCAGCCAGGUGGCCACCCAGAUGACGGCGGUGAAAGGCACAGUGGACAGUUUUUCGGGCGCGCUGACCUCUUUUAACUUGAUCGUGGACAGGGGCCUGCAGUUGCUCGAGCAGGUUGUUCAGCUCUUGAAUUUCGGUGCGGCCAUGGACACCGUCAAGGGUAAGCUGCAGAGUCUCUUCGAAACGCUGACCACGGAAUUCCCUGCAGAGGCGACCAAAAUCGUGGUUGCCAGCAUCACAGAAUGGAUGGGCGUCACACAGUUCCAGACGCAGCUGGACAUGAUUGCCUUGCUUGCGGAUGUCGAGACUGUGACUUUUGACACUGCCCCGCUUGUGGCCGCCGUCAGCACGGCAGCACGGUCGGCCAUGGACACAUCCCUUUCCACUCUCCUGACGGUCUCGGAUCUCGUGGCCAAUGCCACCACCAAGCUGGAAGCAGAGGUGAAAAAGUCGGUGCGUGACAUCGCUCGCUUGUUCUCCAAUCUGGGCCAGGGUCUCAGUUCCAGCGAGACUGCCACUGGCAUGAUGGACAACCUCUUGCUGAGACCCCUAGACGAGGCAGUCACGGGCAUGAUGGAGAGCAUGAGAAAGCAAUACCUGGCAUGGCUGGACUUUUCAGAUUCCAAGAAGGCUGCCUUGGAACAGCAGUUGAAUGGCGUGGACGUCGCUGCAGUGUUUUCCUCAUUGCAGGGCUCCAUUUCCAGCAAGGCGUCCUCCUUGGCAGACAAGAUCUAUCCGACUGUCCUGGGUCUCAUCAAGACAUCCGUCACCACGAUGGCCAAGGAGGUUACCAAUGAGCUCCUGACAAAGUGCGCCCCGCCAGCUGAUCCCAUUGCCUGCGUGAAAGAGAAGGUGGAGGCUGCCAUGAGUAGCACCAUGACGUCAUUCAAGACAUUUGUGCAGGGCAAGAUGCAGGAGCACGGGUCCCAGAUGAUGAGCGACGUCAUCUCGGAGGUGGAGACUGCUACUGGCGUGAGCCAGGCAAACCUGGUCAGCAUCCUGAUGUCAAUGUCCGGCAUCCCGCAGCUGCCCGGGCAAGAUGACAUUGCAGCCUUACAGGCGCAGAUGAAGGUCAAGGUCGACGAAGCGGUGGCAAGGGCACAGCAGCGCGCGGACGAGCUCUUCGAGUCUCUGCCGCUGCCGCCUGGUUUGGCGGCGCUCGCCGGGCUCACAGCGCCUAACUGGAAGAAGGGUCUCCUGACGGUCUUUGAAGCCACGGUGGGCAACAGCAUGAUGCAGUCGCUGGAGACCGCCAUUGCCGCCACAGUUAACACCGCUGUGACCACCGUCAAGGCCACAACUCUCGCCGAGCUCAAGUCUGCGUUGACCAGCUACCUCACGAGCAGCUUGUCCUUGUCGGUGGAUGCGGCAGCAACAAAGCUCGCGAGCUUGGAGGCUACCGCCCUGGGAUUCUGGAAUAAGAUGCGCCUGGACGAGCGGGUCAUUGAGCUCGGCCUGAAGGUCAAGGACUUUGUCCUAAAGUGGGCCUUGUCCAAGAAGUCAGAGCUCCAAGGGGCCAUGGACGGUGCCUCCUCCUUCGAACUGGACACCAUCCUGGGAGGAGCUGCAGGCAGCAUCAGCAAUCUCAAGCGUGGCCUUGCCACUGCCAGCCAGCCACUGGCCACUGCUACUGGCACCUUAUCCGGUAUGGUGGACUCAAUGUCCUCCUGGAAGUCCACGGCUGAGUCGGUGCUGACGGCUCUGAACGGUGCUUGCACGCCAGCCACUCGCCUCAAGGAUGCCCUGAAAGGCAUCACCGACUGGCUGGAUGCCGAGUACUGCCUGGAUACUGUGCUCAGCUCGCUCGGGUGCAUCGGCGGCUAUGACGUGGGCAUCGUGACGCUUCCAGAGGUUUGUGCUAAGGACUACAUCUCCCGGUCUGCAUACUGCAUGGUGCCCAGCCAGCUGCUGCAAAUGCAGCUUUGCGUGAAGGUGCCGGAUGCUUGCAGCUGCCUGGAGACUGCGCUGGGAAGCGACGCCCUGAACAUCUGUUUGAGCACCGACACGGUGAGCAACUUGGUGUCCACUGCCUUCAACUCCGUGAUCUCGGCGGCCGGCGUCGGCAACUGGGAUUUGGGCAUCAGCUUCGACAUCCCGGAACUGCCGUCCCCCGAGUUCCCGCAGAUGGACGACCUGGUAAACUUGGACCUGGAGCUGCCGAGCUUCCAGCUGCCGAAACUGCUGGUCACAAGUGACGGCACGAUCACGCUGCAGGGUUGGAUGGACCAAGGCUUUAACAUUUUCACGCAGACUCUGGAAACCGCCGUUGACAAGGUGACCGAACUCUUGAAGAGCGUUGUGGUUCUGGAGGGCGUGGCAGAUGCUGCCGGCAUGAUCGACAAUGCCGACUUCAAAGCUGCCUUGGAGGAAGGCUUCGCCAAGAAGGUUGGUGUGGAGCCCUCUCAGGUCAAGGUGGCCCUGUCCUUGGCCGGUGGCGGGCGACGCUUGCAAGGCAGCAGCGGCACGGUGCAGGCGGAAUACACGGUGACAGUGGAGGACUCUGAUGAGAAGUCUAGCGAUGAGGUUCAGUACAGCAUGGAGAAGGUGGCCUACGACAAGGCCGGCUACAUGACCGAGGCCAAAUCAGCCAUGCAGGCCAGAAGCCUCACCAACCUGCAGAGUUCUUCUGUGGGCAGCGUGGUCACUUCGGAGCCAGAGGAGCAAGUAGCAGCGCCGACCGCCACAACGAUGAAUGAGGCUGGCAGAAUCAGCGCGGCCUUCCAGGCAUGGUAUCCGUUGUACCUGCCACUAGGGUUGGCACUGCUGUAG